CAGAUAGUUUAAUUAUAAAAAUUGGGUCGAGGUGUUACACCCAUGGCCAAAGACAUCAGUAGGGAGUUGGCCAUGACUAGAUUGCUUGUCAUCCAUAUCUUAGAAUAGUUUUUUGCAUUACUCAAAAUAGGAUGUGAUUAUCCACAAAGCUGACUCAAUGCGUGUUUUUGGCAACGAAACAACCAAAGCAUUAGGAAUUUGGUCACAUGGCUAAAAUGAAGAUAAAGAUUGACCAUUCAAUACUCUUACAGAAACAAGUUAUUUUAAGGUAAAGUUUGUUUGAAAAAAUUAGCUCUAGGAUAAUGAAAAUUUGCAGUUAAGGAGUCCAAGCCUGGUCUAUUUUCAGUUGAGGACUUAUUAUUUACCUAUAAAUCUGACCGAGGCCUUUCAAAGGUAUUUGUCUUUGCUUUGUUUGCCUUGUUCUGAGUUUAUAAGUGGGAACAAGAUGAUUUCUGUUGAGAACCAGGCACCUGUGUCAGAGAAUGCAAUACCAAAAGAUGCAUCAGAUGGAUUUGUUGUGCCAGAAUCCAAUGCCUUUGGCCAAUCAUUCAGGGAUUAUGAAUCAACUGUGAGGCUAAGCAUUGUGGAGAAUACCUAUCGGUUGAAUCAUAUUAACCAAACAUAUGAUUUUGUAAAGAAGACAAGGGAAGAGUAUGCAAAGUUGAACAAAGCAGAGAUGUCCAUAUGGGAAGCCAUUGAACUCCUUGACAGUUUUGUGGAUGAAAGUGACCCUGACCUGGAGGAACCUCAGAUUCAGCAUUUGCUGCAGUCGGCAGAAGCCAUAAGAAAAGAUUAUCCUAAUGAAGAUUGGAUGCACUUGACUGCCCUUAUUCAUGAUGUUGGAAAGGUUCUUUACCAUUCUAAAUUUGGAUCGCUUCCCCAGUGGGCUGUUGUAGGAGAUACGCAUCCUGUUGGUUGUGCCUUUGACGAAUCGAUUGUUUAUCACAAGUAUUUCAAGGAAAAUCCAGAUUACAACAAUCCUGCCUACAACACUAAACUUGGAGUCUACUCUGAAGGAUGUGGACUGGAAAAUGUGCUGAUGUCAUGGGGGCAUGACGAUUACAUGUACAUGGUGGCCAAGGCAAAUGGAACUACUCUACCAUCAGCUGCAUUAUUUACCAUCCGAUAUCACUCAUUUUACCCAAUGCAUACGGAAGGAGCAUAUAAAUACCUAAUGAAUGAGGAGGACAGAGAGAAUCUGAAGUGGGUUCUAACAUUCAACAAAUAUGAUCUCUAUAGUAAGAGCAACGUUCAUAUUGACGUUGAAAAAGUUAAACCGUACUAUGAAUCCCUCAUAAAAAAGUACUUCCCAAAAAAGCUCAGAUGGUAAUCCUUGAGGUUGGAAGGCAUACUGCAUUAAGGGAAAGGAUCCGACUUUAGGCUGCCUGCCAUACUUUUAGUUGUACUUGCUUUCAAUUGGCAAUGUUAAUUUUAUUUAUAUAUGUACUACAAAUUUCUGUAAUUAGUACUAAGAAAUUUGUAAAAUAUUAAUAAUGCAGUCCCACAUUAGCAAGAAAUAAGUUUUAAUCCUUUCUUUCACUACUGC
Molecule: messenger RNA, 1546 nt
Organism: Quercus robur (English oak)
Lineage: Eukaryota; Viridiplantae; Streptophyta; Magnoliopsida; Fagales; Fagaceae
Product: probable inositol oxygenase
Exons: 11
Coding region: 446-1330 (294 amino acids)
Biological process (GO): inositol catabolic process
Cellular component (GO): cytoplasm
Molecular function (GO): iron ion binding; inositol oxygenase activity
Source: RefSeq, a predicted model, not a curated record